AAUAUAGUGGAUAGUAAAUUUAAACCUGACCUAACCUAACAUUACAUUAUUUUUAAUUAAUUUUUGUAAGUACUAUUAAAUAUAUAAUUAAAACUAGUCAAUAAUGACGUGGAUAUUUUUACUACAAGUUUAGAAAUAGUUCCUUUGAAGCACCCAGGCACCGGCAAGAAAAGUUUAUUUGUUUUCAAUAAACAACAUGAAAUACAAGAAGUGAUGUCGUUUUCUGAAUCAAAGCGUUCGUGGUUUAUAAAUGACACUGUGGCUUCAAAUGGGAAUUUAUAUUUGUCGACGCCUAUUGAUCCUUUAUUUUUAAUCCUUCCAUAUCUAUAUGAGUCCUGUUUAAAUCAAGCGUCCCCCUUAGAUCAAAUAUUAAAAGAUCCAGAUUUUCCAGCAACCGACAGGUUAUUAAAAUGUUCUUCCCCAGAACAACUUAGUUUAGUUGCUGAUAGAAAAGGAUCUCAGGACUUGAAUGCAUAUAAAUUUAAUAAAGAAAAAUGCCUGUCCUGGUUAGCUACAAAAGUUAAUCUCAUUGCAAAGGUUUUGAAAAAUAAAAAAUUGCAUGUGGGGAGUGGAGCAGUGUCUGCUUCGUUUGUUAAAAGUGAAGCUGAUGUUUCAGAUUGUGAUGAUGAUUACAAAGCCUACGCCUUCGGCAUAAUAUCCGAGUACAUAAAUUACGAUUUAAGCAAAAUGUUAAAAGUUCAUCUAGGAAUUCCCGAAACCGAACAACCAGACAAUCAAAAAAGAAAAUCUUUAGCGACAAAUGAUAAAAACACAAAGAAAAUCAAAUUAGAAAAAGAUACCGAAGACUUUGUAAUGCCGAUUAAAGUAGAAAAACCGAAGGCUCCUUCUGCGAAAGAGAAGGCUUGGGGCAAGGCUGCAAGUGGAACCAAGAGUAUAUCGUCGUUUUUCAUGAAAAAAUAA
Molecule: messenger RNA, 921 nt
Organism: Ctenocephalides felis (cat flea)
Lineage: Eukaryota; Metazoa; Arthropoda; Insecta; Siphonaptera; Pulicidae
Product: ribonuclease H2 subunit B-like
Exons: 5
Coding region: 214-921 (235 amino acids)
Biological process (GO): RNA catabolic process; ribonucleotide metabolic process
Cellular component (GO): ribonuclease H2 complex; nucleoplasm
Source: RefSeq, a predicted model, not a curated record